Molecule: messenger RNA, 3898 nt
Organism: Rhipicephalus microplus (southern cattle tick)
Lineage: Eukaryota; Metazoa; Arthropoda; Arachnida; Ixodida; Ixodidae
Product: protein-lysine N-methyltransferase SMYD4-like
Cellular component (GO): nucleus; cytoplasm
Molecular function (GO): histone deacetylase binding
Source: RefSeq, a predicted model, not a curated record
AGCGUGGCGAGUCAAACCUGUUGCGCUGGCCGUUGCGUCGGGCGAUGUGAAGGCCGCACUCAGCUCGAGCACGUCCUGGGCACACCGAAAUCGUUGUGACCAAAACAACGGACGACCUUCAGCGCAGAAGUCACGUGUGCUCUGGUGUGCCGUUGACAGUGCGGCGUUGCCGCGCGCAAGUGUGUGGCGAUCGCGUGUCAAAAAGCAGGCCUGCUCGCUUGGUCAAACCAUCCUCGCUUGUGGUGUGCGGGCUAUGAGUACUGUUCGCCGCCGUUCAUUCGCCUAAGGUCAGUACCUGAGAGCCGCCUUGUCACCAUGUCUAAGAUUGAAACUUGGCAGGACGUUCUCGACAGCACCACGGAACGGAUACGCCAGGGGAAUGGUUUUGCCGUCUUCAGCGCGCUUGGGACAAAUGAAGAGCGAGUGAGGUUCUGCCUGCGCCACGAAGUAGCCAACCCGCGCAUCAAGCACUGGUUGGCAGUUCUUUGCUCAUCUAAGCACCGCAAAUUUUGGGAGAAGGCUUCUGAACUACGAAGCGAGGGAAACAUCUGUUUCAACCGCAAGCAGUAUGCCAAAGCCGCCGAGUUCUAUACGCAGAGCAUCCUUUCGGCUCCUUUUCCAGAUACGCCAGACGCCGAGGGACACGCUGAAGAAAUGUCGCUUGGAUUCGCGAAUCGGUCCGCCGCUUACUUCCACGCGGGCAAGUACAAACGCUCCUUGAUUGACGUCCGCUACGCAUUCGAGCUCGGCUACCCGAACCACAUGCGCUACAAGUUGUACCUGCGGAAAGGACAGUGCUACCUUCGCCUCGGAAAGCCCAGAGAAGCGCUGGAAAAUUUCGACUUGGCCGGCAAGGUGCUGCGGCGUGCGGGAUUGGACAGCCGGAAACACGCGCAACAAUUGAAGGAAAUCGACAUAUUCAAGCAAGCGUGUACUGCUAACAAGACACCGCCAGUCCCGAGCGACGAAGAUGACCCGGACGAUGAAUCGCAGGUGCCUAGUGUCGUUCACGGCGUUCACGAUUCCGUGCCGAACUGCACUAGCGGCGUGGACAUUUUGUACAGUACUGAGAGGGGACGUUUUGUGGUGGCAAACAGGGAGCUGCGGACGGGAGACGCAAUCUUCGUCGAGAAACCUUACGCUUCGGUUCUGCUGCCUGGUCACACAAAAACCCACUGCCAUCACUGUCACAAAAGGCUCCAAAACGCUGUUCCGUGCUCACAGUGCAACCAGGUACGGUACUGUUCCUUCAGCUGCGCGAAGGAGUCCUGGAGUCAGUACCACCAAUGGGAGUGUGGUAACCUGAACCUUUUGUACUCGGUAGGAAUUGCUCAUUUGGCUAUUAGGAUAAUUCUUGUGACUGGUCUGACCAACCUUUACCACUUUUCUAGAGCACUCACUGCCGGAGAUGACAAUGUCGAUGAAUUUCCCUAUAACGCUGUGUAUGAGCUGGUUACGCAUGAUGACAAGAUGUAUGCUGAUGACAUGCUACAAUACUCCCUGACCGCGGCAUUGCUCUAUAUGCUCCUGGAUCAGGUCCAGUUCUUUGGCCUCGACGAAGCGAUUUCAAAAGUUUCAGCACUGAGUCUCACUGGAAGAAAUGGGUCGAGUGGCUUUGGUGUAAAGGAACACAGUAGUGCCGCAUUGAAAACUCUCACAGGAGGGCUUUUGCUACGCCACAUUCAGCAGCUUGUGUGCAACGCCCAUGCAAUCACUUCGCUGGAGUCAAAAACGAUGCAAGAGGAUGACGUUGUGGUCACGACAGAGCAAGUUCGCAUAGCCACUGCCAUCUACCCAAGUGCUAGCCUUAUGAACCAUGCUUGCAACCCCAACAUCAUUUCAAACUUUCCAUUUGGCUCAACUCUUGUGGUGAGAGCUGUAAGGAAUAUUGCAGCCGGAGAAGAAGUGUUGAAUUGCUAUGGACCUCACUACCAGAGAAUGUCCUUUUCUGAACGGCGCCAGGCACUCCAAGAGCAGUACUUUUUCACUUGCAACUGCACUGCUUGUGGCUCUGGUGAGGAUGCUGAACAGCGCCUGCAGGCUUUCAAGUGCGAAUACUGCGAUGGGCCUCUGAACACACCCGACGAUAGUGGUAAGGCUGCCUGCCUGGACUGUGGCACCACUCAAGAGUGCCUUGCACGGGAGCAGAAGGCGUUUCGAAUGCAUGACCUGUAUGUGCAAGGCGUGCAACUAGCUGAGAAGGGAAACCACUUGGAGGCGCUGCAACGCCUUAACAAGUGUUUGAAGACACGAGAGAAGUUGAUGUUUAAACACAACCUGAAGCUUCUGGAAGCCAAGGAUAUGGUUGCGAAAUGCUUCUGUGCUAUUGGUGACUUUCGAUCAGCGUGCGAAGUGCUAAGUCCUGCUGUUGACGCGAUCCGGGAGAUAUAUGGAGAGAAUAGCAUCGAGCUCGCCAAUGAGCUGCAGAAGAUGUCCGAUGUGCUUGUCAACGCUGUGCCCCAGGCGAUCCGCCAAGAAGCUUCAGCUGAGGAGAUUGAUCACCUCAUAAAGAGUGCAGACUCUGUAAUUGAUGAAGCAAUGACCAUAUACAUUCUGCACUAUGGAAGGAGACACCAUACGACACGAGACUUGCAGGCGAAAAGGAGAAUGCUGGCAAGUGUGUCAUAAGAUAGCAUUUGAGAUGCAUGUUGCAUUGUGAAUACUUUGCUACCGAAAUCUUAUGUGCUGUAUUCAGUUCUUUGGAUGGAGCCAUUGUCACCUAGUUUUUUGCACGAGUUGGUAGAUGUAAGUAUGGUAGGCUUUCUUUUAGUUAUGCAAAUAAUAGAUGCAGGCCCUUUAUCAUCUGUGUCUUGUACAGAAACAAGAAAAAAACCUUUGAUUUGAUGAGGGUGUAUGCAUGGAGCAUAAUGAAAUGAAACAUGCAUUUCAGAUACAGUCCAUAACAGGGUAGCAUGUGAAAAAGUUCAGUACAUUUGUGCCAUUGAGUAAAACUCAUUAAUAUAAAAGGAAUUAUGCUGCAACUGGCACUGUGGCUUCAGGGAAAAAAUAAUGUUUGCACUUGAGAAAUGCACUUCCUGCGAGCAUGUUCUUACACAUAUAUUGCACAUUUACCAGGUUCUCAAGCAGUUAUGCUCAAAGUUCCGCUGGUUGGCUUUUGGUGAUAUCAAGGUGUCUAGGUGUAUUACAUUCGCUUGCAUAUGAGUAUAGGAUUAUCACUAGUGGUUCCUUGUCUGCUGAGCUUCCUGAAGGUUCCCAAUUCUGCAAUUCCAAGUUACAUGAUCUUGCUGUGUUAGCACAAUCACCUUUUUUUUUCCACUUAACAUGCAAGGUUGUUAAAUAAAGUCAUAAAGUGAAGUUAAAAAUAAAAAAAGCAAUUAAAUAGUGCUCAAACCUGCAUUUUUCAUUUAUGGAAAACUGAUUGUAGGUAUACUGUGUAGAAUCUAUCUGAAGAAUUUUCAUUACUUCACAAAACAUGAAAUUUAGUGGAAGAAGAUAUAUUGCUUUAGUUACAUUACAUGAAAGUGAAGUUUAUUUAAUAAAUUAGUUCCCUGUGUAUAGUAGAUAGCAGUAUGCAAUGUGCACUGUAUGUUCAUUUUAAACAAAUCUGGUACACUGGCUAAAAAUCAUGAGCAAUUUGACAGGUUGGUAUCUCACAGCAGACUGCUUAUUAUGUCAUUAUGUUGUCUUGUCAUCAUGGUUAAAGGUUUCAAUGCCAGUUCGUUAUGUACUCAUAAUAGCUUCUUUAUCGUAUUAUUUCACUGUUGUCAGAUCUUGUUUGAUGUGUUGCGCAGUAAAUUAUAGGGUUUCUACUUGUCUUGUGUGCUAGUUUUAAACAGUGUUCCUGAUAUUAUAGUGUAUUUACACAUAAACUGGUACCGGUUGUUUAAAAAAUGUAUGAUAAACGCUAUGGCAAACUAAACUUUGCUUUCACAUAGCA